AUGCGCACAUCCCUUGCCAUCCGCACGUCGCGGAACCGGCCAGUUUCACCCGCACAGUCGAGCCCGGGAACCGCAACAAAAUCAGCAUCAAGCGAAAAUGCAUCAUCACCAGAUCUCGAGCCGGGUGUGCACGACAUCGUGUUCCCCAAGGUUUUCGAGGAGGCGUGGGGUACCGGUAGUCUAGAUAACCGGACCGACCUGGAGCGGACUCGCAUCUUUUUGGUCCGUUUUGCCAACAUGAGCGGCGACCCAGCCUUGACAGUAUCGUUGCGGGCCAUCGCAGCGGACCAGGCAUACAGGACGAUUGCAGAUCUCGCAGAAGCAGUUCAGCAACGCUUCCUUGGUACUAGACACGACUCUUUCAAAGCGACGCCAUUGCUGCAGGCCGUCCGCUUCAUUCUUAUCAAGGGCAGCGUGGUAAAGAUUGCUUCUGGCAACGUCCACGGCGCCGUGCAAGUGGUUUCCCCGGCCGAUCGGGCACAGGCACGCGCACUACUCGAUUUCUUCUUUGACCCCGUAUUGGAGAGGAACGUUCAACCUACUCCCGUCGGCGGCUCACGAUACCAUUACCCAGCUGCACGAUUAAAAGUCGCCAUUGUCGGUGGUGGCCCGACAGCCCUUGCAUCCGCCAUCUCCCUUGCCGAAAAAGGCCGCGGCCGGGUCGAGGUGCACCUAUGGGAAAGGAGGUGGGUGGAGACGACGACACCCGACGGCAGGCCCUGGAUCGAUUAUCCACCCACAGCCAAGCGGCGAGACCAAGUCGUGACGUUGCAAGAGUCGGUGACUCGGCUACUCAGCCCCGGGUCAUUGCAAGCACUAUUUGAAGGACGGCCCGAGGCGGUCUGGCCCGGUUCGGCCAACAUACAGAUCCGCAAGGUCGAGGACCGAUUCUUGAGGCGCUGUCAGUCUCACGAGUUUGCUGGGUUGAUUCACUUGCAUGCUCAGGGAGUCACGCGCGACGAUCUCAACAGUGGGAGACUGGGCGACUUUCACGUUCUGUUGGGGGCAGAUGGUGCUGCUUCGUGGGUGCGCAAGACAUAUUUUCACGGCUAUGAGCACGAACGUGGUCGAAGUUAUGCACUAGGACUGGCUUUCAAUCGGCCAGCUGGUCUGCCCUGGUCGCAACCCCUUAAUGUCUUUUUGACCCUGGGUCAGACCAGAUACCUGCUAAACGCAUCACAUUUCGACGGCAGGGGUUAUCUCAACAUGCAGCUGACUGAAGAGGAAUGGCACAAGAUGUUGGCUGUCGAUGGUGAGCCCGUCACUUUUGGACACCCGGGUUGUCUUCGAGCGGCGGACGGUUCCAUUCCCGAAGGCUUCACAGAGGGGCAAGUCUUUGCCCCGUCCGAAGACAGAGAAUCUCCUCUAUGGAAGUCGAUCGAGGAUGGUCUCAAGCUAUUUGGAUUCAAGGAAAGUGAAGUCAUCAACGUUGUCCGAAUUCCCAUAGUCGUGCAGGCCGUCAGAGAAGGUGUGCAGUACCUCCCUCCCGAAGAGACAAAGUCAAUCAACCGCCCGCAUGCCCUGGUAGCAGUGGCUGGUGAUGCGGCCAUGACAGUGCAUUUCUGGCCCGGCAGAGGCCUAAACAGUGGCAUCAAAUCCGGCAUUGCUCUCGGUGACGAGAUUGUACACGCCCUCAACAUUGGCAAGUUCAUCGGCCUCCCGCUCGACGCCAUGAGCCAGUACAACGAUUUCAUCAUGAAGCUUCAGAACCGUGAGCACGACAAGCGGUCCAUCCCAAUUCUCAACCAGUCUGGUUCCCCAGAGAUGCUUGGCUGGUUGUUGGACAAGGCAAACUCGGUCCCAGAUGAGGUCGCCGUCGAGUGGCUGGUUGGCGCCAUGGCGCAGAUUGCCGAGCGUCUUGAACAGAGACCCGAUUGGGCCUUUCCUCCAGUCGCCAACGUGGAACCACAACUCCGUAUUGUUUUGCGGGGGCUCAACUCGCUGACUCUACGCGAAAUGGCAGUCAGCUUUCCCUGGCCGACGAGAGAAAUGGGAGGUGCCGAGGUGCUUCCCGUACGGUCGAUGCAGCCGGAAGAGAAGCAGCGGUGGCUGGCGUCGCUCUGGAACAUGUUGCGGGAUGAGAAGAAGAAGGAAAGAUCCUCACGUCCAGAAAGUACCGAAGCCAAGGCGGCGCGCUUCGAGGCCCCUCGCCAGGCCAGCUCCCGCCCGCCGUCCACCCUGUUCUCGCGACCAAACUCGCACAUACCCACGCCGCCCAUGUCUCCGCCUCUCAACGUGCCAGAUCGCGGUGGGCUAGGCGGGAUAGGGACGCUCCGUCGCAGCAACGCCAGGAGGAGCGUGCAGCUUUUCGACACGCCGGCAGGUCAAUCGCCGCCGGGUGAUGAGUACACCAUCGACGAUGCCGAGUCGUGGUACAGGCAGUCGAGGCUUUUGCAGACGCCCACUGGUGAAACCCUCUUGGGAUUGCCGGAUGAUGGCAUCAGCAUUAGGUCAAGGUCUCCUUCGCCGGGACCUCCACCGGCUGGUGAUGUUGGCCUGGGUAGGAUGUUGACUGUUCACCGGCGACCAAAAGGGGAUAUGUUGACGGAUGCGUUGUCGUUGGCGCUAUUCCGAGUGAGCUCUGCAGAGUAA
Messenger RNA from Pyricularia grisea, 2592 nucleotides. RefSeq lists its product as uncharacterized. The transcript has a single exon. The record is from RefSeq and is a predicted model, not a curated record. Lineage: Eukaryota; Fungi; Ascomycota; Sordariomycetes; Magnaporthales; Pyriculariaceae. Bases 1 to 2592 code for a protein of 863 amino acids.